Molecule: messenger RNA, 474 nt
Organism: Microthlaspi erraticum
Lineage: Eukaryota; Viridiplantae; Streptophyta; Magnoliopsida; Brassicales; Brassicaceae
Source: the annotation of a GenBank genome assembly
AUGUCGGUUUUAGAAUUUUACAGCUCGGCUGUGAUCUCCUUUUGUGAGAAAUGGAACGUGGGUUUAGUGGUUAUUGACCCUGAAGUGCGUCUUGUUGCUGGUCUCGCCAGUGACCUAGUUGAAGCCCGUAUCCCCACUUGUGGCCCUUCUUCUCAAGCUGCUGCUAAAUUUUUGAAGAAUCUUUGCCAAAAGUUCAGCAUCCCUACAGCUAAGGAUAAAACAUUUAGUGAUGCAUCUGCUGCGAAAGCAUAUAUUCAAGAACAAGGUGUACCAAUCGUAGUUAAAGCAGAAGCUUCCCGUGGAGAAAACGCCAUUGGAGAUGGAGACACUAUUGUUAGAGGAGAUCCUGAAUGUCAGGUAUUGCUUGCGAGCUGCUCAGGUGGAGAAAACGCCAUUCAUCCAGAAUCUGCUCAGGUCUACAAGCGUGUUGGAGAUGGAGACACCAGUCCCAACACAGCAGGGAUGGGAGCGUAG